UGCUCUCCAAUGAGGCGGAGAAGGAAAUCCUCCUUCACAUGCAGAAAGGGACAGCAAGGCUCCGUCCCAAGGCAUCCGAGACACCCAAUGGCCACUAAGAGGCAGCAGCCUUGCUAACCAAUCGAAGGACCAGCUGUGCUCACCCCUCCAGGAAUUCCAGAUGUCCUUCUUCCGGUGAAAUGGCAGCGCCCAGAGUGGCCAGCGAUGUGGAAGCAGGGCUGGAGUCAGUAUUCCCGCAGGAACUCGGGCUGUUUGCGGAUGUUUUCCCCACUGAGACCCGUUAUCAGUUCUGUGGACAUGAGCUGAGCAUUGCUCAGCACCACGGGAGCCAUCUGGGUGUGGCUGCUCCUGUCUGGGAGGCGGCUCUAGCCCUCUGUGACUAUUUUGAGAAACAGAAGCUGAACUUCUGGGGCCAGAAGGUUUUAGAACUGGGAGCUGGGACUGGCAUAGUGGGCAUCCUUGCUGCCCUCCUUGGAGGAGAUGUGACCAUCACAGAUCUUCCCAUGGCCUUGAAGCAGAUAGAGGAGAACGUCUGCCGAAACUUGCCUGUCGAGUGCCUGACUCGAACCAAAGUUUGUGCUCUGUCAUGGGGUCUGGACCACAUGGAGUUCCCCAGCAAUUAUGACUUCAUCUUGGGUGCAGAUAUUGUCUAUCUCAAGGACACUUACCCCUCGCUGAUCGGGACUCUCCAACACCUGUGUGGGCCUCUGUCUACUAUCUACCUGUCUUCCAAAAUGCGCCAAGAGCACAGCACAGCGUUGUUCUUUGAAACGUUGCUCCCCACACACUUCACCUCCAAGUUGGCCUUUAGGGACGAGAAUGAGAAUAUUAACAUUUACAAAGUGACCAGGAAGAAUAACACCUGACCACUUAGUAUGUCCGUGAACAAUGGAACCACCUUUUUUAAAAAAAAAUUAGGACUGUUAACCCACAAAAAACUGUAGAUGGCUGAACAUCCAUGCACUUUAUCUAGCAUGAGAUGAAAACAUUCCCAAUAGCUUCAUUUGAAGGUUGUAAGUACUGCAAAUCUCUGGGUUCCUUAAGAGGUUUCAGUUUCCAGAAAGGCUCGUAGAUCUGCAUUUUCACCAUGUUCCCAGGCCACAACAGAUGAUUUCCCCCCCAUUCCCACCAUAUUGAUUCUCCAGUCCUCAAAUAGGUUCUCUCGCCAUGCUUUCCGUUUUUUGAGCAGGGUUGAGAAAUUCUACGAUUGUCCCAUUCUCGGUACCUGGGAAUAAUUUUUCAGUGUGGGAUCUGGCUGCCAAGAAUUGUUCAUCUUUAUUCUCCUCUGGAAAUAUCCUCUAAGAGGAAGGUGGAAGACUCCAGGGUUUUUUCUGUGUGGAGAUGAUUCUCUGUGUAGCUCUUGACACUGCUGCAGAUACAGAGGCGUUUGCAGUGGUGAUGGAGCAUCCGUACAGCAUUUAGAAUCAUAGGGUUGGAAGGGACCUCUAGGGUCAUCUAGUCCAACCCCAUGCACAAUGCUGGAAAUUCACAACUCCCCCCUCUGACUGCCCCAGUGACCCUUCCUCCAUGCCCAGAAGAUGGCAAAACAACUCCAGGAUCCCUAUCCAAACUGUGAAAAAUUGCCACCUGACCCAAAGGUGGCGAUUGGCAUUACCCUGGGCAUGUAAGAAAGGCCAUGAGAACUAAGCACUGAUGUAACCCAUUCUGCCCUCCUUCUCAUGAUCUGCCCAGGUUCACAGAAUCAGCAUUGCUGUCAGAUGGCCAUCUAGCCUCUGCUUAAAAACCUCCAAAGAAGGACAGCCCACCACCCAUACUUUGUUCCCAUACUUUCCUUACCUUUAUGAGAGGCCCAUUUUUAAAGAAUAAUAAGUUGCUAAACCAGUUUAGUUUUAUAAUGGUCCAUUGCAGCAAUGUACUAAUUUCCAGCUUUUGCUUUUUAAAAGUCUGUAUUGCUUAUUGUUGUGGAGCUAUAAGAUGAAAGCUGCAGUCUACGUUUCUCCUUAUAACUGUAAUGAAAAAGGCUAGAUAGCCUUUUUUUAAAUGAAAGCUUGGGCAUUAGUACAUGGUUGCAAUAGAUUGGGAGGAGGCGUCUCUAACAUUUUUAGCCUGUUGACACAGGGUGGUGGGCACAACUACAAAACGGCUGCUGCAGGAGGUGAGGCCAACUGCAAAAUGUCAAGGGCUGAGAUUAUGCAUAACUCUAAGAGUAACUCUUCAACAUUUCAGGCAGAAGCUCUGUUUAACCAGACCCCUAUUUAAAUGAACAUAUUGUUUUGGUUGCACAGUAAAGAUUUUUGUGCCAUGGUGGCGGUAGCUUCCAAAGCAAUAUUUUUAAAAAUCUGCACAGCCAAUUAAAAACUCUGCUAGGCAGAAAUUCUCAUCUGUCCAAGCCCACAUUCUAAAAACAUUUCAUAGGCACCAAAGGGUGUUGGCGGGUGCCAUGGUACCCACCCUGGGGACCCCUGCAAUAGAUUGUUAUAGAAAUUUAACAAUUUCUGAAUUCUUUAAAGCCCUCUGCAGUUUGUGAGUGAGGAAAUGGCAGCAUCAGGGAUGAAGCUGGGAAAAUAGUGCCAAUCUGGGUUGUAAUCCCCGCCGCCCCAAGGACUCUUUCCAGUCCAAAUGAUGUCCAAAGGUGUUUUGACCAUGACUUUUCCAAAAAGAUCAUGUGAAACGAGGUUUGGGAAAUAUUCUGGUGUGAGGAAAACCAAAUGGCAUUGUGUGGGGGCCCCCCCAAACAGCAGUGCUGUAAGAAAACCAUAUAUUGCACGUGGAAACCACCCUGAUAGGUAACAUGAAAGAGAAUAGGACCUUAGAAAUCAUCCCCUUUCCUCACAAGGAUUCUAUCUCGUCUUCCAGUGUUUGGAAGCAUGCAUCGUGUUGACCCAGGAAAACAGACUGUAGCACUUGUUCCCAGUUUUUUUUUUAUUGUACAGAGAUGAAAAACCAAAGUUCUCUUUUUAAAGUAAUGCAAGAUUUUUAACAAUAACAAUAAUAAAUGAAUUUACUUUGGAUUGGAA
Eublepharis macularius is the source of this 2978-nucleotide messenger RNA. It is a transcript of the gene EEF1AKMT3, whose product is annotated as EEF1A lysine methyltransferase 3. Gene Ontology annotation, molecular function: protein-lysine N-methyltransferase activity. Gene Ontology annotation, biological process: peptidyl-lysine methylation. The transcript is spliced from 3 exons. Lineage: Eukaryota; Metazoa; Chordata; Lepidosauria; Squamata; Eublepharidae. The record is from RefSeq and is a predicted model, not a curated record. Gene Ontology annotation, cellular component: cytosol; cytoplasm. The coding region runs from base 180 to 866 and encodes 228 amino acids.